This is a messenger RNA of Cadophora gregata, 2015 nucleotides long. RefSeq names its product ubiquitin fusion degradation protein (gene UFD1). The record is from RefSeq and is a predicted model, not a curated record. Gene Ontology annotation, cellular component: VCP-NPL4-UFD1 AAA ATPase complex. The transcript has 4 exons. The coding region runs from base 76 to 1248 and encodes 390 amino acids. NCBI's taxonomy places the organism in Eukaryota, Fungi, Ascomycota, Leotiomycetes, Helotiales, Ploettnerulaceae. Gene Ontology annotation, molecular function: polyubiquitin modification-dependent protein binding.
AUUUCCUCCAACAUCUCGACAUAUUCUCUUCACUUUCUUCCACCUUUCCACAACUUCCGCUUAAAUACUUCCAAGAUGUCGUUCGGCAACUAUUACGAGCAAGACGAUCCGAUGGCGAUGUAUCAGAUGCUGCAAAGAGGCGGCAUGCGUGGUCCUCCCAAGCGUUUCGAUGAAUACUACCGCUGCUACCCAACAGUCAUGCUUCCUGGGCCCGAAAGAGAGGAUCUGAACUAUGGCGGGAAGAUUAUUAUGCCGCCCUCUGCGCUCGAGAAGCUCACCAGACUACACAUCACCUACCCCAUGCUCUUCGAGCUCACAAACGGCCAGACGGAUAGAACGACUCAUUGCGGUGUAUUAGAAUUCAUUGCGGAGGAAGGGAAAGUGUAUCUGCCAAACUGGAUGAUGCAAGUCCUCCUUCUUGAUACUGGGGACCUGAUCCAAAUCCGCUCUACUGAUCUCGCCCUCGCCUCUCUCGUCAAACUCCAACCGCAGGAUGUCAACUUCCUCGAGAUCUCCGACCCGAAAGCCGUGCUCGAGAAAGCUUUCCGAAACUUCUCUACCGUCACAAAAGGCGACAUCUUCUCCUUCAAAUACAAUGAUACUAUUUACGAUGUAGCAGUCUUGGAGGUCAAGCCAGAGAGUACUAAGAUGGGAGUCUGUGUAAUGGAGACAGAUGUAGAAGUCGACUUUGCCCCUCCGAUAGGCUACGUCGAGCCCACCCGAACAUGUGGCACAUCCACACCCAGAUCUGGAGUCGGUCUGCCCGCAGGAGGAACGCUACAUAGUCAAGGGACCAUGGCACAAGCCAUCAACUACGACGCUAUCGCCCCAUCAUCCAACUCCGCUCUCGCAGGCGCCAAAGCCGUAUCCUCGAACUUCCUCCUUGGUGGGCAGAAACUCUCUGCAAAGAAGAGCAGCAAGAAUCCUACUCCGAAAGCCUCUACUCCCGUUGCAGGAACGAGUACGAACCCUCCCCCCGCAGCAGUAGCUCCUGUCCGCAGAACGAACGGACCGCAACCUCUUAGGCUAGCACCCAAUAAAUUGUUCUUCGGGUAUGAGAUCAAGCCGGUAAAGACACAAGCCGACAAGGAUAAGGAGAAUGCCGAUGCACAACAACCUCACUUUUCUGGACAGGGUCACACCUUGAAGGGUGGUGCCAAGCGCGAGAAAGAGGAGAAGCCUGAGAUCAAGGAGGCGAAGAAGCCUGAACCAAGUGUGGGACGAAGAUUGGAUGGACGAAAAGCCUAGACUUGCUUCUUAAUCGAUUCUGGAGACUGGGCUGGGACUUUGACUUGGGAGGGCAUGAGGGAUGGCGUUGGAGAGGCUGCUAUUACUUACGUGCCCGAUGCUAUGCUUGGGUCAGAUAAAUAGCUCAGUUGAGCAGAAGAAUGAUACUUUGAUUCCUCAUCACCUCCCUAGUGUGAGGGCUUGAGUCUCAUUUUAACCGUUUUAGACAUUUUCACCAUUCCAAGAAGUGAAGGCGCAGCCGCUGAGUCUUCUGGCUUUAAUGGACAGGUUGCUAGGGUUUUGCCGCAGCCUCAUUCCCUCGUCGCUUUGAGAUGCACCAUGAUGUGAGCCUUCAAGGAAUUGUUAUUCUUCGUUAGCUUUGUUGACUUUCUAUUGCUAUAACAUAUGUAUGCACACACACAUAUGAAUUUGCUAGGGAAGAAAUUGUUCCAUACCACCAUGGAGCAUUACAUCUGUUUGCAGGGGAGCUGAUUGGCGUGAAGCCGAUUUGACCUGCGCCGCCUAUUCUCAGCUUUGAUGUGUUUCUCCAAGGCGAGGAAUACCAGAAGCACUCCACUUUCGUCCUCGUCUUUCGCAUAUUUUUCAAUCUCAGCAGCAGUCUUCGGCUUCUACAGUUUCUUACCGUAUAUCAUGUCUUUGAUCGUACCUCCAACGCUUUCUACGCCCCAUUUUUCUUUAUCAGACAUCUGUACUUCACGCCUCAAAGGUGGGUGGUCUAGGGUGGCUUUUGCCAUUUUGGUGUACUCCUAGUAUUUGAUUUAGCGCCU